AUGAAUGCGAAGUUGGAGGUGAUCGUUGCGAAGGUAGCAGUGUUCGUUAUCUCUAUCGCGUUGAUGUACGUCUUGUUGCGACUGAUGGUGUCAGGUUCCUUCAAUUCGGAUAUCAAUAUGGCAGCUACUGUUGAUGUGUCGGAAGAUGUUUUUCAGUCGUCUUAUCAUUUCUCCUUCAAUAAAAUGCUGAAGUUGUACAAGGAACAGGCGAAAGAUCGUCGGUCGCUCUUGUAUUCAGUUGUCAGAAAUACUCGUGAAGAGAAAUAUAUGCCACUCUACAAUAUCUUGGUCCCAGAAGUGUACUGCCCGGUGAAGGUUCGAGUUGGUCGAGCAAGUGACGGUGGGAAGUGGAUGUGCGAUCCGUUUCGAAUCCCGGAAAAAAGCGUUAUUUUCUCGCUCGGAUAUAGGAAGGAGGCGUCGUUUGAGAAAGAACUGCAAAAAAUCAAAGAAUUUCGAAUGGUAUCGAAGAAAGCCAAAAUUUGCUGUAAAACCGAUGAAAAAUACGACGUGUACACACUGGGUGAUCUCAUGAAGCUACAGAAUAUCACAGAAAUAGAAAUCCUUAAAGUUGAUAUCGAAGGGGCCGAACAUGAUGUGAUGCCAAGAUUCCUUCAAGAACGCCAACCAGCGCAGGUCAUAAUUGAAAUACAUUCCUCUUCGUCCGAGAUGGCCAAGCUUCUCUUGGAUAUUUCUCGACAAGGCUACUGGCUUUACUGGCACGAAAUUAACGCUGGUCUUCAUAUCGUCUGUGAAUUCUCUUUCCUACAUGAGUCGGCCUUCGACAGAUAUAAUGCUGUUCCAUUAGCGCGGAAAAAACGAUUGACAUGUAAAGAAGCAAACAAUGCUUCUAAAAGGUUGAUUUUGAUGGAAACUAUUAAGGUACACUGUCCUGUUAUGGUUCGUGUCGGUAAUGUUGGCGACGGCGGUAAAUGGAUGUGCGAUCCGUUCCGGAUUCCUCGUGGGAGCACUGUUUUUUCGCUUGGGCUUAACAACGAGAUUUCUUUUGAAAUCCAGCUGCAGGAAAUAAGUGACAGGUGUUGUUAUAUUUUCGCAUUUGAUAGGAAAGAACAACGACAAGAGACAAAAGACAGAUUUAAAAAGUUCCGAGGUAUAUCGAAAAAAGCCAGGAUAAGCAACAAAACUGACGAAGAAAACGACAUUUACACAUUGGAUGAGCUCAUGAAACUUCAAAGUAUCAGGAAAAUAGAAAUUCUGAAAAUGGAUAUUGAAGCGACGCGCCGAAUGGUAAUGAAUUGCAAUGAAUCUGGACAUUGA
Necator americanus (New World hookworm) is the source of this 1275-nucleotide messenger RNA. RefSeq lists its product as uncharacterized. The transcript has 12 exons. The record is from RefSeq and is a predicted model, not a curated record. Bases 1 to 1275 code for a protein of 424 amino acids. NCBI's taxonomy places the organism in Eukaryota, Metazoa, Nematoda, Chromadorea, Rhabditida, Ancylostomatidae.